AUGAUUAUGAUUACAGCCGCUGACUAUGGCUUUCUAACGCUGACGCUGGUGGAGAAAAGUGCUGGCCUCCGUUCGACCACGACUUUCACACCGGCAGUCGCCGAGAGCAGUCUCUGGCUGACGGAGCUGGUGAUUGUCACUGUUACCCUCACUGCUGUACGUAGGCCCUGCCUGUUGGACCGCAUCUCGCUCGCUCGUGGACACAGACCCGGUCACUGCUUCGACUAUGCUGCUCGGCUGACACAGAACCGCUUAGUGGGCCCGUCAUAUGCUUGCGUGAGCAGUCCAGCAGGCAUCAUGACUGAAGGAGUUUCAUCAGUCGCCAGCGGCAGCCGUAUGAGCAAGCGCCGCCGCGUCGAAGAAUGCAAGACGGACGAGGGCAAUGCUCACGGCCCCUCUGACUCCUAUCAUGACAGCUGGACCGAUGAGACACCGCGCCAGAUUGCUGCGUCUCAGGAUGCUGCAUCAUACGCUGCAAUCACCACGGCAUUCAACAAUGCAGCUGCCCGCCCUCCCAUCAAUGCAAAUGAGAGCUCGCGGUGGCAGCAAUCGAACCCUUCCGCAUAUCCCGAUCUCGCCGCAGGCUUCCAACAGCCGUAUUACUAUCAGCAGUCUGGCCAGGCGACAUAUAAUACUGCUUGGACCCCCACCGAUUCUCAGGCGUAUGGCAGUGCGACUGCUACUACCUCCAGCUAUACCACAGGAGAGCCUUCUGGAACUGCCACGAUGCCCUACUUUCCACCGACUACAUCAGGCACUGCUCAACUUGUGGAAGCGAUCGAUGCCCUCGAUGGUGCUACAGCAUUUAAUUAUCCAGAGGUGGAACAUGCAACACAAUAUGCCUACAACCGUAAUACGUCCCGAUCAGCUGCAAAUAUGACAGCUUCGCGAGAUGUGGCAAAACCGGGAUCUGCAUACUACUUCGACGAUGCAAGUAUGCACCUGAAGAUACAAAGUCUACCGAUAUUGGACAAUCUGGCCACGCAAUUAAUACACACGAUUUCCAAAGCGAGCUUUCCUCAAAUACAAGACAUGAUGCGUGUCGCCGACUCCGAGGACGGACAAGCGUACAGGACCCUCAAAAAUCUGUUCGAUCAAACUCGCAAGGUCUACAGUCGAGAGACAGCCUUCAUUGACGCCAUCGCUAUUCAGAUGUUUCAGCCCGCUCAGCAGGAGAUAAUACGAAAGGCCAAUAUUGCCACAUUCAUCUCAAGUAUACUGGGCGCCCACGACGUCAGCUUCUUCCACCUCAAUGAAUUCUUCAUGGAGACCUUUGUACCUCUCGGUCAUCGUUUACUUAAGUGGCAAGGCGCCAUUUAUCUGGAACUGAAAACGCAAACUUACAUAUCUGCUUUGAUGAACAGCGAUGGUGGCCCUGAAGAGAUGUUAGAUGAGCUGUUUCCACCAGAUCUUGACGCCCAAAUUCUUACUCGACAUCCUGAUGCGCCCAGCCUAUCGCCCAGUGAGCAAGAUUUCAUCGAUCGGAGUCGAGCUCGAAAGAGCUACCUCCUCGCCGAGCCAACUUCUGCGGACGCCCUGAAAGAGUUGCCGAAGAAGUAUCAAUGGAGUGACUUCGUUCGCGAAUUCGCAUCUUGCAUCACGAAGAAUGUAGAUGGUAUCAUGAACGUCCCUGCCCGAUCCCAGGCUGUUUCUACUAGUGCCAAGGGGGCCAACGCGGAGAUAAGUGGACAAAAUGGCGCGAAUGGAGCAAGUAACGGCACAUUCGCAGCUGUUUCAAAUUUGUCCAUUAAUGGCAAAGCUUCUGGCAGUGGCGGCCCUGAGCCACGAAAACCCACGCCGGCUGCUUCUACAAUACGACAGCCAUGGACUAAACCCGAAGAAGACGCGCUGCUUGCAGGUCUGGAGCGCGUCAAUGGCCCGCAUUGGUCACAGAUUCUCGCGCUUUAUGGUAGAGGAGGCUCGGUCAGUGAAGUGCUCAAGGACAGGAACCAAGUGCAGCUCAAAGACAAGGCCCGAAAUCUGAAGCUGUGGUAUCUCAAGACAGGAAAAGAGGUACCACCUUCAUUACGAGGUGUCACUGGUGAGCUGCGGAAACGUGGUGGAGCUCGAGCAAGAGCUGCUCUAGGCAUGACGGACGAGAACGAAGACGCCGGUGCAGCAGCGGAGAAAGAUGCCGAUGGCGAGGAUGGAGAAGAGGCAGACCAGGACAAAGAGACCACGACGCGGUCAGGGCGAGCAUCCAAGAAGAAAAGCAAGAAGACAUGAGCGGAUGACGAUGUCGACGGGCAUUCAGGCCUGAAACGUCUUGAUGUAGUGUCAGGACCUCUUCGUGCAGUUUUGGAGUUACCGAGAUCGGAAGGAACAGUCCUGGGAGACGGAAAGACAGCACCUAGCCCGCCCGGCCGAAGAAUCUUGAAGGAAAGGCUGGCAGAAGAAGCAUAACUUAACGCAGCGAUGGAUAUGAUACGGUACCUUGCAGUGUGCAUAUGGGCAUGCGUGUGAUCAACACGAAUGAUUUCUUGUAAAUGAUUAUCAGAAAGCCAGCAGUGACUGUAAUCUAAGCCAAGAGAGUAGAGUCAUGCCACGCGUGGCCGCCGUGGAGGCUUGGGCAUGAUUGCAGUGCUGCUCUGGGUCCAAGACAUAAAUCGUCGUGUUGUGCAGAGUCUGCUUCUGCUGACGACUCUACCUUGAAACCUCUCUAUCGGUACAAACAUCAUGCCAAAAACCUUGAAAUAC
Messenger RNA from Pseudocercospora fijiensis CIRAD86, 2697 nucleotides. RefSeq lists its product as uncharacterized. The coding region runs from base 1 to 2226 and encodes 741 amino acids. NCBI's taxonomy places the organism in Eukaryota, Fungi, Ascomycota, Dothideomycetes, Mycosphaerellales, Mycosphaerellaceae. Gene Ontology annotation, molecular function: protein homodimerization activity; double-stranded telomeric DNA binding. The record is from RefSeq and is a predicted model, not a curated record. The transcript has 5 exons. Gene Ontology annotation, biological process: telomere maintenance via telomere lengthening.